This is a messenger RNA of Linepithema humile (Argentine ant), 1062 nucleotides long. Lineage: Eukaryota; Metazoa; Arthropoda; Insecta; Hymenoptera; Formicidae. The record is from RefSeq and is a predicted model, not a curated record.
AGAGUUUAUCUUUUUUCCUCUACAUUGGAAGGAGAAAGAAGAACUCUGAACUAGUGCACCCAGUUCAGCUAUAAAGAACAGACCUCGUGUGUACGUGUUGCUAGUAUACGGCCUGUACGUCCUAAACAUCCUAGAAAAAGUCGCAGCAGACAAAACGCAACGUGGUCCCUCUCACGUGUUCUCUCCGCUUUCGAUAAAGUAGAAACUGUGUUAGUAAAUGAAAAAAUGAUUACAUUCCUGCAAGAUAUGUGUCUAGAAGAUUAUACGCUACUUUUGCCAUCGGUGGGAGUAGGAAACGUGUCACAAUUAUGUAUUGAUUUACUCAUCACAAAUCUUCACCUUCAAAAGAUUGGCCAAAUUUGCAAUCCAGCAUUUGUGCCUGUAGCUGGUGCAAAUGCUUAUCAUGAACAAUCAAGAGAGAUUAGCACGGAGAUCGACAUUUACGCAGGAAUUGAAACAUGCAUUGUCGCUAUACAAGUUCGCUCGCCCUACGUAGGUGUGCUGACCGAAUUCUUCGAGGAACUGACACAUUUCAUUACUAACAAAAAAAUAGCCAAAGUAAUAAUUCUUUCAAGCAGUAAUGAUUAUGAAAUGAAAGACGUCAAACCGCAAAAUCUUAAAUUGAGAUAUGUGGCUUCUCCUAGUAUACAUGCUGAGAGUGGUAAACUCUUCAAAAAACUUAAUUGGAUUUUACAUGAACCACAGGUUGCAUCAGGUUCAACGGAAGAAGGAAAAUUACGGAUACCAGGAGGUGGAUUUGCAAUGAGUUUUUUCAAUCAUCUAUCUACUGCCAACAUUCCUAGUGCUAUCUUGUUCAAAUUCUGUUCUGAGGGAAAUAAUAUCACAGAUGCGAUAGAUCUGCUGUACUAUUUGAACAACUGGAUGCAAUUUGAAGUAUUAAACAUAAAUAGUGAAAAUGUAUUUGAGAAUUUAAAAUAUCCAUCAUCUUGGAUACUCUUAUUUGGAAAUCCACCACCACGAAAUAUGUACUGAAUAAACUUGAAUUAUAUGAUAUGUAAAUUAUGUGAUAUGAUUUGAGAAUAAAAAUAUUUUUGCAGUAUA